AUGGCCAUCCAGAAGAAGCACGGCAAGGGCCGUCUCGACAAGUGGUACAAGCUUGCCAAGGAGAAGGGCUACCGCGCCCGAGCUGCGUUCAAGCUGAUCCAGCUGAACAAGAAGUAUGGCUUUUUGGAAAAGAGCAAGGUCUUGAUCGAUCUCUGCGCCGCGCCAGGAUCAUGGUGUCAAGUCGCCGCCGAGACCAUGCCGGUCAACAGUCUGAUUGUCGGUGUCGAUCUCGCCCCCAUCAAGGCCAUCCCCAAGUGCAUCACCUUCCAGAGCGACAUCACGACCGACAAGUGCCGCGCGACGCUCCGACAACACCUCAAGACGUGGAAGGCCGACACAGUGCUCCACGACGGCGCCCCCAACGUCGGCACCGCCUGGAACCAGGAUUCGUUCAACCAGGCCGAGCUCGUGCUGCAGUCGAUGAAGCUGGCCACCGAGUUCCUCGUCGAGGGCGGCACCUUUGUCACCAAGGUGUUCCGCUCCAAGGACUACAACCCCCUGCUCUGGGUCUUCAACCAGCUCUUCACCAAGGUCGAGGCCACCAAGCCGCCGUCGUCGCGCAACGUCUCGGCCGAGAUCUUCGUCGUCUGCCGCGGCUACAAGGCGCCCAAGCGCAUCGACCCCCGCUUCCUCGACCCCAAGGCCGUCUUCGCGAGCUCAGGACAGGCCCCACACGAGGCCAAGGUCUACAACCCGGAGAUCAAGAAGCGCAAGCGUGACGGCUACGAGGAGGGCGACUACACCCUCUACAAGGAGGCGCCCGCCAGCGAGUUCAUCCAGACCGACGACCCCCUCGCCAUCCUCGGCGGCUACAACAAGCUGACGUGGGCCCAGCCCAAGAACGGCGACGUGGCCCUCGCCGCCAUGAGCAAGCUGCCCGAGACGACAGACGAGAUCCGCCUGUGCUGCGAGGACCUCAAGGUCCUCGGCCGGCGCGACUUCAAGAUCCUCCUCAAGUGGCGUCUCAAGGUGCGCGAGAUCUUUGGCCUGUCGACGAAGAAGGACGACGAGCCCGUGCCCGAGGAGGUCGCCGAGGUCGAGGACAUGGACGAGGAGCUCAAGAUUCAGGAGGAGCUGCAGGCCAUGCGCGACCGGGAGAGCACCAAGAAGAAGCGCGAGCGCCGCCGGGAGAACGAGAAGAAGCAGAAGGAGAUUGUGCGCAUGCAGAUGAACAUGAUGGCCCCCAUGGACAUUGGCAUGGAGCAGGACGGCCCCAUGGGCGCCGACUCGAUGUUCCGUCUCAAGAUUGUCGACAAGGCCGGCGCCGCCAACAAGAUUGCGCAGGGCCGCAUGGCCAUUCCGCGCGAGGCCGAGCAGAAGGACAGCGGCAUCGGCUCGUCCGGCGAGACGGACGACGAGACGGACGAGGAGGAGGACCGCCUCGAGGAGGAGCUCGACGGCAUGUACCAGCAGUACAAGGAGAAAAAGGCCGAGGCGGACGCAAAGUAUCGCGCGAAGCGGCGCGGCGCGAGGAGCACAAUGACGAGUUUGAGGGCUUCUCCGGCGACGACAAGACGCGAGACCGAGGGCCGCCCCGCGCCCGCCGGCGACGACGAGGCCGACUGGUCCGCCGACCAGAAGAAGGCGGACGGCACGCUCGACAUUGACAUCAUCACGGCCGAAGCCAUGACGCUGGCGCACCAGCUGGCGACGGGCCAGAAGACGUCGCACGACCUCGUCGACGACGGCUUCAACCGCCAUGCCUUCCGCGACCGCGACGGCCUGCCUGAGUGGUUCAUGGACGACGAGGGCAGGCACGACAAGCCGCACAAGCCCAUCACCAAGGCGGCGGCCGACGCCAUCAAGGAGAAGAUGCGCGCGUACAACGCCCGGCCGAUCAAAAAGGUGGCCGAGGCCAAGGCGCGCAAGAAGUUCAAGGCGGCGCAGCGCUACGAGAAGCUCAAGAAGAAGACCGACUCGCUCGUCAACGAGGAGGGCCUCACGGAGAAGGAGAAGGCGAGCACCAUCGCCAAGAUGAUUGCCAAGGCGGGACAGGUCAAGAGGCGGCCGCAGCCCACGCUCGUCAUCGCCAAGGGCCUCAACCGUGGUGUCAAGGGACGACCCAAGGGUGUCAAGGGCAGAUAUACCAUUGUCGACGCGAGGAUGAAAAAGGACCUGAGGGCGCAAAAGAGAUUGUCGAAGAAGAAGAAGCGGUGA
Verticillium alfalfae VaMs.102 is the source of this 2157-nucleotide messenger RNA. RefSeq names its product AdoMet-dependent rRNA methyltransferase SPB1. NCBI's taxonomy places the organism in Eukaryota, Fungi, Ascomycota, Sordariomycetes, Glomerellales, Plectosphaerellaceae. Gene Ontology annotation, biological process: maturation of LSU-rRNA from tricistronic rRNA transcript (SSU-rRNA, 5.8S rRNA, LSU-rRNA); rRNA methylation; maturation of 5.8S rRNA from tricistronic rRNA transcript (SSU-rRNA, 5.8S rRNA, LSU-rRNA). Gene Ontology annotation, molecular function: rRNA (guanine) methyltransferase activity; rRNA (uridine-2'-O-ribose)-methyltransferase activity. The transcript is spliced from 4 exons. The record is from RefSeq and is a predicted model, not a curated record. Gene Ontology annotation, cellular component: nucleolus; nucleus; preribosome, large subunit precursor. Bases 1 to 2157 code for a protein of 718 amino acids.